Molecule: messenger RNA, 1862 nt
Organism: Nerophis lumbriciformis (worm pipefish)
Lineage: Eukaryota; Metazoa; Chordata; Actinopteri; Syngnathiformes; Syngnathidae
Biological process (GO): regulation of transcription by RNA polymerase II
Molecular function (GO): DNA-binding transcription factor activity, RNA polymerase II-specific; RNA polymerase II cis-regulatory region sequence-specific DNA binding
Source: RefSeq, a predicted model, not a curated record
UUAGCGUGUUAGCUGCAAACAAAGAGAGGCGGAAGUGAUGAAAACACAUCGCUAAGCAGAGAUCAAGUGUGAGUGUAAAGUGUUGUGAUUGUGUGAAAAUGUGCGAAAGAACCCUAACAGAGUACGAGGAGGAACUUUGUCCAACAAAAGAGGAGAAGGAGCGACAACAUCAACUACUGGACGCUGUUUUCAAGAAACAUCAAGUUGUGUUACGCAGAACAGACAUCUGUGAAGAACAUCUCCCUGAGCAGCAGGAGUGGACCUCUCGUAAGGAGCAGGAGGAGCCACAGCCCCCUCACAUUAAAGAGGAAGAUGAGGAGCCAAAGCUUUCUCACAUUAAAGAGGAAGAGGAGGAACACAGCAUCAGUCAAGAGGGAGAGCAUCUUGAAGGGUUAGACGCAUUCCCAGUGACUGAUGUCCCUGUAAAGAGGGAAGAUGAUGAGGUCAAAAGUGAAAGUGAGGAGGAGAGAGAGGCGGAGCCUCCAAGCAGCAGCUCAACAGAAGCUGAUGGAGACCACUGUGGAGGAUCACAAGCAGACAAGCUCUUAGCUCCACUAUCAGAUAGUGAGGACACAACGUCACACUCUCCUGACACUGAUGAUGAAGACUCUAAAGAUGAUAAGACAUGUCACACUGACAACACACACUUCACAUGUUCUCACUGCGACAAAACGUUUAAUCGUCGUAGUCAUCUGAAAAGACACGUGAGAAUACACACAGGAGAAAAACCGUUUGCAUGUUCAAUCUGUGCUAAAAGAUUUAUACAAAAUACUGAUUUGGAAAAACACAUGAGAACACACACCGGAGAAAAACCAUUCAUGUGCUCGAUUUGUAGUAAAAGCUUCUCCCAGAAAGCGUAUUUGAUAACACACACAAGAACACACACUGGUGAAAAACCUUUCAGCUGUUCAGUCUGCAGUAAAGGUUUUCUCCAAAACCAAGAUUUGAAAAGACACAUGAGAACACACACUGGCGAAAAGCCGUUUGUCUGUUCAUUAUGUGGCAAAGGUUUUCUGCAAAAUGAAGAUUUGAAAAGACACAUGAGAAAACACACGGGAGACAAACCAUUCAUGUGCUCAGUUUGUAGUAAAAGAUUCUCCCAGAAAGCAAAUUUGAUAAUACACACAAGAACACACACUGGUGAAAAACCUUUCAUCUGUUCCGUCUGUAGUAAAGGUUUUCUCCAAAAUCAAGAUUUGAAAAAACACACGAGAAUCCACACUGGUGAAAAAACAGAGUGCUCAGUUUGCAGCAAAGCCUUCUCUCAGAAGCAACAUUUGAAAGCGCACAUGAGGAGACACACCGGAGAAAAACCCUUUUCCUGUUCAAUCUGCGUCAAAGAGUUUGCACAGAGGCAAUGUCUGAAAAGGCACAUGGCAACACACACCGGUGAAAAGCCCUUUUCUUGUUCAAGUUGCAACAAAAGAUUUUGUGAAAAAACAAGACUUGUGGUACACAUGAGAACGCACACGAGGGAGAAAACACUGAGUUGCAGUGCGUGUGGUGAAAGAUUCUCUUAUAAGUACCAGUGUAAGAAACACAAGUGUGCUGGUGAGAACAGCCGCAAAAAAUAAAGAUGCAGGUUUUAAAUAAAGUUGUUUAUAUUUCAGUUAAUUACAUGCAUUAUUAUAAGAUGUGUUUCUUCCUACUACUUUUCAAACAUGUUGGUUUGUGAAAUAGUAAAUAUGUGAUGUAUACGCUGCAACUGUAUGCAUGUUGAAAAGUAACUACCGUAUUUUCCGGACCACAGGGUGCACCGGAUUAUAUGGCACACUGCAGACGAAUGGUCUAUUUAUGAUCUUUUUUCAUACAUAAGGCGCACCGGAUUAUAGGGUGCAUUAAAGGGGAACAUUAUCACCAGA